Messenger RNA from Suillus discolor, 1077 nucleotides. RefSeq lists its product as uncharacterized. Gene Ontology annotation, cellular component: endoplasmic reticulum membrane. The transcript is spliced from 6 exons. Gene Ontology annotation, molecular function: protein binding. Lineage: Eukaryota; Fungi; Basidiomycota; Agaricomycetes; Boletales; Suillaceae. The coding region runs from base 1 to 1077 and encodes 358 amino acids. Gene Ontology annotation, biological process: ERAD pathway. The record is from RefSeq and is a predicted model, not a curated record.
AUGAGCGCUCGAAAAAAUGCAAGUUCAAGGCAGGCAACGUGGUUAGCCUUUGGCUUGGUGGCGCUCGCUGCAUUCUCUGCCUCAGCCCAGCCUCAAACCGAUAAUAUAGAGAGCACCCAGUCAGAGCUGGAGUUCAGUGUGCAACAAAAUGCCCAAGUCCCAAAUGACGUAGCAACUGUAUAUUUGGAACCAGAUUUCGACCAGGAUGCAGAGGCGACAAGGGCGUACAAGUCUGCUCUAUUCACACUUUCUAACCUCACCGCACAUCUGCCAUCUCAUACACACAACAUAUUUUCCAGACCAACUACCACAACAUCUUCUCUUCUCUCUGUGCUCCUUCCCAAUCCACAAGGCCAAGGCCCUCUAGGAAGUGCAAUCCAUAUAGCACUAAAACUUCGUCAACAAUUCUUUCUUUUCCAUCUGUUCGGUGGACCCAGUGGGAGUGCUGCGAGGAGAAGGGAUGAGGAGAUGCGUGGAAAGGCAAUAAAGGUGGUGGAUCUGCUGCAACAUUCUGCGGAACUGGAUGCGCUUUUUAUGUUUGGGUAUAUAUCUCUCUUCCCUCCGAGCUCCCAUUUUCCGUCCGACCUUAAACUUGCAUAUGAUUUGCUGUUGCACCACGCUGCACUGACAGGCAACGCUUCCUCGCAAGCUCUUCUCGCCUUCUUCCAUGCAACAGGUUACUCAGAUGUCGUUCCCAUCGACCAAGCCCAAGCAUUAUUAUAUUAUACAUUUGCUGCUCAGGGUGCACAAAUGGCUCUGGGGUAUCGGUACUCGAGCGGUAUUAGCACAGUUGAAGACUGCGGAUGGGUAGUCGAAUGGUACGAGGCUGCUGCAGAUGAAGCGAUGUCGAUGUUCCUGUCUGGUCCCCCUGGUGGCCAGACCCUUCCGCAGACUGCAAUGCGGUUGUCUGAUUUAGAUGGGGGUGUGUUCGGGCUGGGCACCAGUGUUGCAUCUACCGGCUUGAACGUUAUUAAGCCCGCUGUCAAGGCUGGCUUAGCACAGACUGCUGGCAAGACGUGGGACGACAUUCUUGAGUACUACAUCGUGCAUUUUUUUCAUCUACUAUGUCACUUGUGA